Drosophila innubila is the source of this 5552-nucleotide messenger RNA. RefSeq names its product GTPase-activating protein skywalker (gene sky). The record is from RefSeq and is a predicted model, not a curated record. The transcript has 10 exons. Bases 1127 to 2905 code for a protein of 592 amino acids. Lineage: Eukaryota; Metazoa; Arthropoda; Insecta; Diptera; Drosophilidae.
UUCCCUCACUUUACAGGGGCUAUUUAUAAAAGAAUUUACACUGAGAUUUGGGUCGUUCUCUCUCAGUUUUACCUUCUUACUAACACUCACACUCCCAUUCACACUCUUUCGUUUUCAUGUUAAGAGUUAAAGCUGUCAACGGGCGAUCAACAGGCAGCAAGAACGAAAACAGAAAACAGCUGUUGACGCUGACGUCGCUGUUAGCGUUGUCGGCGCUAACGAAAAGUUAAAACCUAAACGAAACAAAUAAUAAAGAAUACGAAUAGCGAGCGCAGUGCAUCGCAAAGAAAAACAAAUACACCCACACAGGCAAAGAGAAGCAAGAAAACAAGCUUUAGCAAAGCUUGCACGCGCCAGUCAGUGAUCACACGACGCGUCGCUCUGCCGCUCGCUCCAAAUACACACGACUGCAUGCUGGUUCUCUCACACUGGUCGCGCUCUCUUGAUUUUGUUUUCUCUCUUGGCUGGCUGACUGGCCACCCCAAUUGGUGUGCCUUUCGGUUUCGUUCCCGCAAUAAACUUGACGGCCGAUCAGAACAUUGAACGCAUUUAAACGAAUCGGACGUAUGUAGGCCUACGGACUUAUGAGUUUGUCGAAUCGAAUCGAUUUUGAUUUGAAUUGAUUUCGAUUGACAAAAAAAAAAAAAAAACGCACGAAACCAUUUUUUAAUGAUGUUUUUCAACUCACUAAAAAAAAUCAAUCGACAAUCAAUUUGAAUUUUAAUAUAACAUUUUUGAAAUUCUUCCAAAAACAAAAGGCUAAGAGAAUGAAAUAAAAAUUGCAGUAAAAAUAUAAAAUGUGAAUUGAUAUAUUUGAAUGUACUACAAGUUUAAUUCAAGUGCUGCGCUGCGCCGCUCGCACGACGAAUAAACGAGGCAAGCAAAUUGCAGAGCGCAAUAAAUUAAAACAAUAAAAAAAACAAGCGGCGAAAUAUAAAUAACAGACAACCGAAAAUCUACAUAAAUGUAUUUGUUGUGGCUGUGACAUAAAGUAAAAUAAAAAUAAAAUACUCGGUGCCAAAAAGCAAAGUAAACCAAAAAAAAGAGAGAAAAUAAAACGACAACAUCAAGUAAAACACAACAGACAAAAACAACAAGAAAAACAACCUAAAGAAGCGACUUAAAAAUGGUUGGCAAAGUUUUGGGCAUUCGCGACUUGGAGCAGUUCAGCAGUCGACGGAGCAGCGUCUACGUCGAUCCCGAGUGCGAAAAGUUCUUUGAGCUGCCUCUCUUCAUAGCGGCCAGCUCGAAUGAUAUAACAACCAAAUGCCAGUGCUGGCAGUUUAGUCCAGGCAAAGAGCCAGCUCUGCGUUCAUACACCGAAAUUCAACAGCUGCUGCAACUGGGCAAAAAACACAUCGUUAAGAGUAUACUCAGAGAGAAUUCGUGGCCAAUUAAUUCACCCAUUCGCUCACAAUUAUGGCCAACACUCUGCGGCCAACAUUUGACCAAGCAAAAUAUGCUCGAUGGCUUCUACUGGGAGAUGGUACAUCAGGUCUUUGGCACCACAGAGCUGUCGGAAAAGCCAAUCAUGUUGCCCGCAUUUGUGGAUGCCACACAUUGUUUGCCGUAUCAUUUGACAGCCACGGGACGCGCUGUUGCCGAUCGCAUUGUGAAUGUGCUGGGUUAUGAUUGUCCCGACAUUACCUACAGUCCAGUAUUGUAUCCAAUUACAUCAUUACUUUUGCAUUUCAUGUCGGAGGAGGAAGCCUAUUUGUGCCUGGCCGGACUUGUGGGCAGCAAGGAGAAGACAUUCAUCAAUCAAACCAAACUGCAGCAUGAAGUCACCUGGAAAACAGUCAUGCAGAUAGCCAAGAAACAUGCAAAAAGUGCCGUUGCGUAUUUCCAACGCAUCUGUCCGGGCCAAAAGCUAGAGCGCGUUUUUAUGGAUUGGUGCUGGUGGAUAUUAGCUGGUUUGCCAUUUCAGCAUUUGGUGCGAAUAAUGGAUUGCUAUUUUCAUGAGGGCAUCAAGGUGCUAUAUCGGAUUGCACUGGUCGUACUCAAUCUCUUCCACAAGGAAUGCCAGUCAAACAACGAAUGGAGUCCGGAUAAUAUUAAAAACGACAUUGGCAAUGCGCUCAUCAAGUUCUGCAAAAAGAUACCAGUAUCGCCGGCGAAGCUGCUUCAUGCCGCUUUUAGUAUUAGGGGACUCAGUACCCAGUAUAUUUCUAGAAUAUUUAUCAAGACUGAAAUGCUACUAAAAAGCCGUUCCGUGCUUAAUAGCGGUUCGAAGCAAUUAAUUAAAUCGCGUUCAAGUGAUAAUCUGCCUACUAGUCAGUCGCAGGUCAACAUCCAAAUGAUGUCACAUACAUUGACCAUACGUGAGCAUUUUGGUUUACCGGGCACAACGAAUUUCAUUAAAACCUGGACGGAUAGACAAUUUCUCUUUACGCUGUGGUCAUGGCUGCCCGUAAGAAUCACGAUGUAUCAACCGGUGCUGCUUUACACCACCGAGGAGCACGGCUGCUCCCUGACAACCUUCUACGUACGCGUUGAGCAGCAUGAACCCACCCUGCUCAUGAUCAAAACGUGCAAUAAUGAAGUAUUUGGCGCCUAUUGCUCUUCUCGCUGGUUCGAGCGAAAUGUCAAGGAUGACAAGGGCCAGAGACAGGCUUACUUUGGCACCGGUGAAACCUUUUUAUUCUCCCUUUAUCCCGAACGUGCCAAAUACCCCUGGGUGGGUAUCGAGGGCGAUCGCGAUUUGGGACACAGCUCCGAACUUUUUAUGGCAGCUGACUCCAAAAUGAUUACAAUUGGAGGCGGUGAGGGCCAAGCCAUCUGGAUGGAUGAGAACAUUCGUUUUGGCAAGACGGAUCGCUGCAAGACCUUUAACAAUCCUCCUCUUUGCCCAUCGGGUGACUUUGAGAUACGCGUACUGGAGGUUUACGGCUUUGUCGGCAUCUAAGGUCAAGUGAGCCCUUAGGCCGACAAAUAAAAAUGAAAUCAAAUUGCCCGCCGAUGUUGUAAAGUGCUCAGCAACCUGCACCUACUAUGCUCCUCUCAGACUCCCAUUCACCUACACACAUACGUUAUAAUACACACACACACACCCCACAAUAUGGAACGCUUGCGUUUCCGGCCAUAACGGAAACAGUAGCAGAAAGAAGCAGAUAAAAUAUUGAUAGAGACGAUGGAAUGGAAUGGAAAUGAUGUAAACAUUUAUAAAAAUUUAUUUAUAAAUAGGAUGUAUCUAAACUAGAAAAAAAGCAGCAGUUUUCGUUGUCGUCAUUGUCGUGUUAAUGUUAAAUGUUUAAACCAAGCAAAAAACAAAUUGCUAUAUUAUAUUAUUAUGGAAAUACUCUGUGAGUUCACGUUUUAAGACACAACGCUUUGGAAUUAUACAAACAAUAGUUGUUAUGCUAACGUAUAUAAAAACAAAAACUUUAUUAUAUCUAUAUACAUCAGUGAAAUUAGUGUGUAUGCAUUGUUGCUUUUUAGUUUUAUUUGAACACAAUCUCGAACUUCCUCAAAAAUUAAAAAUUUUCGCCUGAGAAGGAUCACAAAGAUAUAUUUUCUGUUGGAAUAUUUCCACUUAGAAAAACGCUUAACGCUUACUAAAGAAAAGUUAUAUAAAAAUAGUAAUUGUCUUAAACUUUAUUUUCUUACAUUUUCUUUUAUUUUGCAUACAUAUUUAUUUCACUGAUGUCGCAGAAGCAGAAGAAAUGUUGAUAGAGAAGAGUGAAUAAGCAUAAUGUAAAAUUUAUAACAAUUUUUUUAUAAAUAUGUAUCUAAAAGAGGCAACAGUCGUUGUUGUCUCCAUUGUCGUGUUAAUGUUAAAUGUUUAAACCAAGAAAAAAAAAAAACAAAUUAUUAUUUAUUAUAAUAUGGAAAUACUCUGUGAGUUCAUGUUUCAAAACACAAAGCUUUGAAAUUAUACAAACAAUAGCUGUUAUGCUUAAGUAUAAUAUAUAAAAUCAAACUCUAUAUGAUAGCACUAUAUAUAUACAUGCAUAUAUCUGUGUAAAUUUAAAUGUAAAUCGUAAACCUAUAUCUAUAAUACGAGUUGAAAAGGCAGGCAGACACGAAAACAAAACAAAAUCAAUUCCUUAAAUCGAAAUGAAACAAGAAAAUUAAUUUAAUGAAUAUGGAGUUUGUAAAUUUGCUACUUUGUUUACACAUUUUGUUUUGAUUAAUAUGGUUAUUAUUACUAUUAAUAUUUUUAUGUUUAUUUGUGUAAUUGUACUUUAUUUUUUUUUCUGCUUCUGUAAACCAAAUUUACCGACUUGACUGAAUUUGUUAUAAAUGUUAUUAUUAUUAUGUGUAUAAAACUUUUAUUUUGUAGAUUGCAUCGGAAAUCUUUAUUUUCUUACUAGGCUUAAAUCAAUAUACAAGCCAUGCCGCAAAAUGGAACUUUCUAGAUGAUAUAAUUAAAAAAAAUAUUUUCGUAAAUUUUAAGCUACUUUCCUAAAGAUGCAGUGCAGUUAAAUAGUAAAACAUACGUGCAUACAUAUAAAAGCAAAAAUCGUAAGCCCAAUCCACUAUUAUGAACAACACUGAAGCUAUUUGGGCGUGCAACAACUAAGAAAGGUAAAAAAAAUUCUGAUUGACAAAUGGAGGAAUUAUGGGGUCGGGGAAAUGUGCACACAUGUCAAAUUGAUCUCAUUUAUGCUUAUUUAGCUAACGAAUUCAAUGAUUAUGUAAGACUCAUUCCAUUAACGUAUUGCUCAAGCUCAAUUUUUGCAAACAAUUCAAGAACAGUUAUGCUCCUGUUUUUUUUUUUUUUUUUUUUUUUUUUUUGCCAUUUUGUGUGUUUUUUCCAAAUUUUGUUUUGAAUUUUUCUAGUCAGAAUAACAAAAAUUCAACAUGUUGUGCACAAUUUUGUAGGCGUUGGCACACCCAUUUAGCGACUUCUCCUUGCACCACUCAAGCGAAUUGUUACAAUCUGUUAGUAUAACACAACGAAUACAGAAUACAUAAAUAUAUUUUAAAAAUAUAUAAAACUUACAAUAUAUACAUAUAUAUUUGUAAAUUAUGCCAAAAAAAAGAGAACAAAAAAACAAUAUCUGCAAUUGUUGCUGUUGCUGUUGCUGCUGCAGCUGCCUCAUGAGAUUCAAAUUCUAUGCGCUACUCAAUUUUAAUUCACAUGAAGUGCAUAGAUAUAAUUUCAAUUAAAUUUCGGAGCUGGUACUCCACAUGAUUAAGGAUUUUUCACAACGUAAAUACCCAGACUCAAACCUUACACAUAUUUCCGAGGUGUGUUGCAGCAUCAAAUUUGCGGAACAUUAAUAGAUUUGUGGCAGCAUCAUAUUCAAAGAAAAUAUUUGUAUAAUUACAUAACUUUAGUUCUUAAAUUAAACUCUCUGUGUUGUUAAUCAAAUUGUGUAUGCAAGCAGCAUUAAAUUAUAUAUAACGCUAUAAUAUAUCAUAUAAAAGCUUGAAGUUGAAACGUUAAUCAACGCAAAAAUAUGAAAGAAAAGAAAACAUAAGAUUUAUAAAUAUAUAGUUGUUACUUGUUUCUGCGUUGUUGAUAAUAGUUUUUACUUUACUUGGUUGACUAUUCAUAUUGUUGAUGCUUGUUGUGUUAGUUUUUGGUUAAUGAGCGAAGGAGCAGA